CCUUCUUCGCGGCAGCAAACGCUCCACCAACUCGUCCACCGAGACUGGAACAGAGAGAUUCGUCCAUCUCCGUUGAGCGCUUUAGCAGAACUCUACGGUGGCAGACCGAGGUCAACACGGAGGCCCUUUUUCUCAUCAGUGGACCAUCACAGCCAUUACACUUCUAAAAGAGUGUCUUCCUCUCUUUCUUUAAUUCGGUUACGUCUUCAUCAAUGGAGUUCAUCUUCUGCAAGUUUCCAUGAAGCUUCAGCUCCAACUUAUGCAUUAUGUUUCACGAGAUAAAAGAAGAAGAAUGAUGACAUGAAGUGAUCGAAGCAUUACUGACUACGAUCAAGAUGUCAACUUUGCUGCUAGCCUCUGGAGUUCUUGGCUUAACAGAAGCUUCUCAGAGGAGGAGGAGAAGAAGGACGUGGCGCGUCCACUCCCUUCACGCCGAAUCGAAGCCCGAAAAGAGCGCGAUUAUUCCUCGCGCGGCGAGUCUCGCCGCAGGGCAGGUGGCGGUUUCCUCCGAGCAGAAGGUCUACGACGUCGUCGUCAAGCAGGCCGCUCUGGUGAGGAAGCAACUGAGCUCGAAUACCUCCAUCGACCAGAAGCCGGAGACGGCAUUUCCGGGAUCGCCGAGCUUGCUGAAGGAGGCGUACGAUCGCUGUGGCGAAGUUUGCGCAGAGUACGCCAAGACCUUUUACUUGGGAACACUGCUAAUGACCCCCGAGAGGAGAAAGGCCAUCUGGGCAAUCUAUGUUUGGUGCAGAAGGACAGACGAGCUUGUGGACGGACCCAAUGCAUCGCAAAUCACACCAACUGCUUUAGAUCGAUGGGGGUCGAGGCUGGACGAUGUGUUUUCAGGCAGGCCAUACGACAUGUUCGACGCAGCUCUGUCUGAUACUGUCUCAGAGUUCCCUGUCGAUAUCCAGCCAUUUCGCGACAUGAUUGAAGGAAUGCGCAUGGACCUGAGGAAAUCCAGAUACAAGAACUUCGAUGAACUCUAUCUGUACUGCUAUUACGUGGCUGGAACUGUCGGGUUGAUGAGUGUUCCUGUAAUGGGCAUCGCACCCGAGUCGAGGGCUAGCACCGAGAGCGUGUACAGCGCGGCUUUGGCCUUAGGAAUUGCUAACCAACUUACCAAUAUACUUAGAGAUGUCGGCGAAGAUGCUAGUAGAGGGAGGAUUUACCUGCCUCAGGAUGAGCUAGCUCGGGCUGGGCUGUCCGAUGAGGACAUUUUCGAAGGCAAGGUGACCGAUCGGUGGCGGAGCUUCAUGAAGAACCAAAUCGAGAGGGCGAGGAUGUUCUUCCGAGAGGCAGAGAUCGGUGUAACCGAACUCAAUCAAGCUAGUCGUUGGCCGGUUUGGGCUUCAUUGAAGUUGUAUAGGCAAAUCCUCGAUGAGAUUGAAGCAAACGACUACGAUAACUUCACGAAGCGAGCUUAUGUUAGCAAGGCGAAAAAGCUCAUGGCCUUGCCUAUUGCAUAUGGAAAAUCUCUAGUUAGGCCAUCUUCUCUGCUGCAAACUAACAUGUGAGAGAGCUGUCUCGAAGAAGAGAAAAAUGUAUGUCCUCAGACUUUAUUUAUAUGAUUCUACAUUGUUUGUAAAAGAAAUAAGUCAGCAUCAAGUAUGUUGUGUUUGUAAUAAUGACGUUAGUGAUUUAGGUGUUAGUACGUGUGAAUUUAAAUAUUUAAGGGGCAUUUUCAAAAUUUUAAA
Zingiber officinale is the source of this 1697-nucleotide messenger RNA. Its product is annotated as phytoene synthase 2, chloroplastic-like. Gene Ontology annotation, biological process: carotenoid biosynthetic process. The transcript is spliced from 7 exons. Gene Ontology annotation, molecular function: geranylgeranyl diphosphate synthase activity. Bases 336 to 1517 code for a protein of 393 amino acids. The record is from RefSeq and is a predicted model, not a curated record. NCBI's taxonomy places the organism in Eukaryota, Viridiplantae, Streptophyta, Magnoliopsida, Zingiberales, Zingiberaceae.